AGAGGAGGGGGAAAUAUCCCAGUAACGUUGGGAACGGCUUCCUCAGCGCUUUUUCCCGCCCUGAGAGAAAGAGAGGAAAAAAAACGUAGGCGGGGUCACGUGGUGAAAGCUGCUCGCGCAGAGCAGGAAGCACGUGAUUCAAGCGGAAGAGGGAAGGAGACGGGGAGUGGUCGCCAUGGGGACCGCGGUGGAUGUCAAGAUCAAGCGAGCGAACAAGGUGUAUCAUUGCGGGGAAGUACUUACUGGAGUGGUAGUCAUAACAAGUAAAGAUUCUGUCCAGCACCAGGGAAUCUCACUAACAAUGGAAGGAUCGGUAAACAUGCAGCUCAGUGCCAAAAGUGUUGGCAUGUUUGAAGCCUUCUACAAUUCUGUUAAGCCUAUCCAGCUUAUUAAUAACACUGUAGAAAUGGUAAAACCUGGAAAACUCCCCAGUGGUAAAACAGAAAUUCCUUUUGAAUUUCCAUUGCAAGUGAAGGGAAACAAAAUUCUCUAUGAAACCUACCAUGGAGUUUUUGUCAACAUCCAGUAUACUCUUCGAUGCGAUAUGCGACGUUCUCUUCUGGCUAAAGAUUUGACUAAGACUUGCGAAUUUAUUGUCCACUCACCUCCUCAGAAAGGUAAACCAACCCCAAGCCCAGUGGACUUUACUAUAACUCCUGAAACUUUACAGAAUGUAAAAGAGAGGGCCUUGCUCCCCAAAUUUCUCAUCAGAGGCCACCUCAAUUCAACAAACUGCAUCAUAACCCAACCUCUGACAGGGGAGCUAGUAGUGGUAAACUCGGAUGCUGCAGUUAAGAGCAUUGAACUCCAGCUGGUACGAGUGGAAACCUGUGGCUGUGCUGAAGGUUAUGCAAGAGAUGCCACUGAGAUUCAGAAUAUUCAGAUUGCUGAUGGCGACGUCUGCAGAAAUCUUCCCAUUCCAAUCUACAUGGUGUUUCCUAGGUUAUUUACUUGUCCCACACUAGAAACUACAAACUUCAAAGUCGAAUUUGAAGUGAACAUUGUUGUUCUCUUGCAUGAUGAUCACCUUAUCACGGAGAACUUUCCACUGAAACUCUGCAGGUUGUGAUCAAGUAGGAGAAUUGUUUCAGGACUUAAGUUCGUAUCAGGUGCUUCCUGUCAUUCACUAAUCCAUUGGACUGGCACUGCAGAAUUUUACCAGGAGAUGACUCUGAACCCAGUGGCAGGCCAGAAUUCUAUGUUGUUCCUUUAAACGUGACCACACAAAAGGUUAGUAUUGAGCAAGAACUAGAUGAACAUUUUCCUUACUGGCACGGCCCAGGACAUGUUAAUUACUCAUAGAAGAUGUGGCUUUCCUUCUAGGGAAUUAAUAUACUACAGGAUGUAUCUUUGUAUUUCUGUAUUUGUAUUAUUUCUAAUAGUAAAAGUUGCAAAAGCUAAAGGACUUUUAGUUUGUUCAGUGUGCUUCAGUAACAAUAUUGCACUGAUUAUUGUAAUUCAUGUAAUCUGUCAUGUUAAUGAAAAGAAAAUAUUUUGACUUCUCACAGAUUAUGUAGUGGUAUAAUCUGUAGCACAGGGCCAUCUACAAACCUUUACUCUGAUUUGUAUGCAUGCAGACUUGCACAAUAUUGCCAUCUUCUGGCAAUUCAUUUAAAAGGAAAGAAUAAAAUGAAUACCUUUCAGCAAUGCAAAAUCAGAAAAACCACAUGAUCCCUAAUCCUCUAGCUAUGUUACUAAAUUUCUAAAAAAUUACAGCCAUACAUUUUAUUCCAUUGAUUUUUUAUUUAAUUCAGAUAUAUUUUUACUUUUGUUUUUUAGGGUAUUUAGUAUUUUGAUAUUAAGUACAGGCAGAAAGUAAUAAAAUGCUUUUUAAAUUUUAUGUCAAAGACAUUGCAUAAAUAAAAAUAUUGUAAAGCAAUGCUUUUGGGUUGGAAAGAUCAGCUGUUUACAACAAAUGUUGCCCAGGGGAUGCUGGACUGUAUUACUCAGCCUUCAAGGAGGCUCUUUCCAUGUAAUCUCAAAGUAUUCUCAUCUGUAAUCUGAAAGUAAUCUAAAGAUGUAUAGUACUCCAUUAA
Messenger RNA from Anolis sagrei ordinatus, 2036 nucleotides. RefSeq names its product VPS26 endosomal protein sorting factor C (gene VPS26C). Gene Ontology annotation, biological process: intracellular protein transport. Gene Ontology annotation, cellular component: endosome. The record is from RefSeq and is a predicted model, not a curated record. Lineage: Eukaryota; Metazoa; Chordata; Lepidosauria; Squamata; Anolidae.